Molecule: messenger RNA, 1429 nt
Organism: Sipha flava (yellow sugarcane aphid)
Lineage: Eukaryota; Metazoa; Arthropoda; Insecta; Hemiptera; Aphididae
Gene: Pgk
Product: phosphoglycerate kinase
Exons: 7
Coding region: 150-1397 (415 amino acids)
Biological process (GO): gluconeogenesis; glycolytic process
Cellular component (GO): cytosol
Molecular function (GO): ATP binding; phosphoglycerate kinase activity; ADP binding
Source: RefSeq, a predicted model, not a curated record
UACUCUCUGCUCGUCUUCGACAACUUCCGACGUUCCGCCUUCAUUUCUGUUGUUGUGCCUGAACCUUACCGACCGGCUCGUCCCGUCGACUAUUCAAUUCUUUUUUUACUUAACGUCAGUCAGAACAUUUCUAUUUCUAAACACAAACCAUGGCAUUGAACAAACUCAGUAUCAAAAGUUUGGAAGUCGCUAACAAGCGAGUAUUGAUCAGGGUUGAUUUUAAUGUACCGCUGAAAGAUGGAAAAAUUACUAACAAUCAACGUAUUGUUGCUGCAUUAGACACCAUAAAUUAUGCCAUUGAAAAAGGUGCUAAAUCUUUGGUCCUUAUGUCUCAUCUUGGACGUCCAGAUGGUUUACCUAACCCAAAGUACUCCAUGAAGCCAGUUGCUGAGGAACUUAAGAAACUCCUUAAUAAGGAUGUUACAUUUUUACCUGACUGUGUUGGCCCUGAAGUUGAAAAAGCUUGUGCAGAUCCUGCUCCUGGUACAAUAUUCCUUUUAGAGAAUCUUCGAUUCCACAUCGAAGAAGAAGGAAAGGGUGUAAAUGCAGCUGGUGAAAAAGUAAAGGCUGACAAAGAAGAUGUAAAAAAAUUCAGAGAAUCAUUGAAGAAGUUGGGAGAUGUAUAUGUCAAUGAUGCUUUUGGCACUGCUCAUAGAGCUCACAGUUCUAUGAUGGGAGAUGGUUUUGAAAAGCGUGCUGCUGGCUUCUUGUUAAACAAAGAACUUACAUAUUUUGCUAAAGCUUUGGAUAAUCCUGAAAGGCCUUUCUUAGCAAUUUUGGGUGGAGCUAAAGUUGCUGAUAAGAUUCAACUUAUUGAAAAUCUUCUAGACAAAGUCGAUGAGAUGAUUAUUGGUGGUGGUAUGGCAUAUACAUUCCUAAAAGAAUCAAAAGGCAUGAAAAUUGGUGACUCUCUUUAUGAUGAAGCUGGAGCAAAAAUAGUUAGCAAAUUAUUAGAAAAAGCAAAAGCUCGCAAUGUUAAAAUUCAUUUGCCAGUUGAUUUUGUUACUGCUGAUAAAUUUGAUGAAAACGCUAAUACUGGUUCUGCAACUGUUGAACAAGGAAUUCCUGAUGGAUGGAUGGGUUUGGACUGUGGGCCAGAAUCCCAAAAAUUGUUUGCUGAACCUAUUGCUCGUUCUAAAGUUAUUGUAUGGAAUGGGCCUGCCGGAGUAUUUGAGUUUGAUAAAUUUGCUUAUGGUACAAAAGCAUUGAUGGACGCUGUUGUAUGUGCAACUAAAAAUGGAACUGUAACUAUAAUUGGUGGAGGUGAUACUGCAACUUGUGCUGCCAAAUGGGGCACGGAAAGUCAAAUCAGUCAUGUUAGCACUGGAGGUGGUGCAAGUCUUGAAUUACUUGAAGGAAAAGUUUUACCAGGAGUUGCAGCUUUAACUGAUGCAUAAACAAUUAAAAUAUAGUGUAUGUCAAAUAUUUA